GGUCAUUCGAUUGGAUAUAGUAUAAAAGCUUAGCUGCUCUCAUAGUUUGUACAUGGUUGAGCUCGAUACGUACUUCGCGAGGUCGCCUUCUCCAUUGGUCAUAAUGCGGCAUAUAUUCACAGCAGUUUGCCUUGUGGGUCUUGUUGCCUUAACAGCAAAUGCGCAUACUCUUCCCGAGGAAGAGUCAAGCGUUGAUGCAGUAUUUGCGAACGCUGCUCAAGAGGCCGUUUAUCUGGGCGAGAUCCUUCGUGACGUAGCAGAUACGCUAGAAAAGGACGAAGAGCUGAGCGCCGAGGGUGAAGAGUACUUUUUCCGGGACCUGUGGAACAAAACAAAGGAAGCUGUGAAAAAUGCUGCUAAGAAAAUGAAGACAUCCGUAAAGGGGGCGUACAAGGAGGCCAAGGACAACAUCAAGAAAGCCACGAAGGAGGCCAAGGAUAAGCUAAAGGAAAAGGCGUUUAAGAUCGUGUCUGAAUUGCUAUCAAAGGUUACGAGUGGUUAUGCCGCGGAUGAAACUGACCGUUACGGAAAAUUUAUGAGGAAGUUGCUCAAAAUGUUUCGUCAAGCGGAAGAGCAACUACGGAAGGCUGGAAACAGUUUGGGACAACUGCAGCACUCGUGAAAAUAAAGACUAAAACAAGUGUUCUGAACAAGAUUUGCGUUAAAGCUCUCUUUUUCACAUUUCUUUGAGAAUGCUAAUA
Rhipicephalus sanguineus (brown dog tick) is the source of this 701-nucleotide messenger RNA. RefSeq lists its product as uncharacterized. NCBI's taxonomy places the organism in Eukaryota, Metazoa, Arthropoda, Arachnida, Ixodida, Ixodidae. The record is from RefSeq and is a predicted model, not a curated record. Bases 53 to 622 code for a protein of 189 amino acids. The transcript is spliced from 4 exons.